Messenger RNA from Trifolium pratense (red clover), 1720 nucleotides. RefSeq names its product cytochrome P450 94B3-like. The record is from RefSeq and is a predicted model, not a curated record. Lineage: Eukaryota; Viridiplantae; Streptophyta; Magnoliopsida; Fabales; Fabaceae. Bases 112 to 1677 code for a protein of 521 amino acids. Gene Ontology annotation, molecular function: oxidoreductase activity, acting on paired donors, with incorporation or reduction of molecular oxygen; monooxygenase activity; iron ion binding. The transcript has 2 exons.
ACGAUACAUAUUUAAAGACCAUAUGUAAGAGUCAACUCAAAAGAGGCCAUACCAUUACUAUCAUUGUGACAGUGCAUUAUUAGAAUUCUUCUUAUCAUAUUAUUCAUAUUCAUGAGUAACAUGGGUGCAUUCAUCACUUUCCUUCUAUCUUUUCAACCUCUCCCGGUCAUCUUCUUCCUCCUCUUCUACAUAACACUCAUCAAAUUCCGACGAGUUAAAAAAUCCAUUGGAACCGGUCCAACAACCUAUCCCGUAAUAGGUUGUUUAAUAUCCUUCUACAAGAACCGUUUUCGGUUGCUAAAUUGGUAUACAGAGCUUCUAGCCCAAUCGCCCACCAAUACUAUAUUGGUUCAGCGAUUAGGUGCACGUAAAACUAUUAUAACUGCAAAUCAACACAACGUCGAGUACAUACUCAAGACCAAUUUUAAGAACUUCCCCAAAGGGAAGCCUUUCAUGGAAAUUCUUGGUGAUUUCCUUGGUAAAGGUAUAUUCAACGUGGAUGGUGAUUUAUGGAUAAAACAGCGAAAACUGGCAAGUCAUGAGUUUUCGCUGAGAUCCAUAAACGAGUUUAUCGUGAACACAUUGGAUGAAGAAGUGAAUGAUAAGCUAUUGCCAUUCAUGGAUUCACUAUCAAUAGAGAACAAAGUGGUUGACUUUCAAGAGUUGUUGGGAAGAUUCUCUUUCAAUGUGAUUUGCAAAUUCACCUUAGGGAUUAAUGGUGACAAUGAUAGCAAUAGGUGUUGUUUGGAUCCUUGUUUUCCAAUUUCGCCGUUGGCGAGGGCUUUCGAUGUGGCGGCCGAGGUUUCAGCUAGGCGUGGAGCGGCGCCUUUGUUUUUGGUGUGGAGAGUGAAGAAGUGGCUCGGAGUUGGAUCGGAAAAGAAGCUUAGAGAGGCGGUUAACGAAGUUAAGACACGCGUCAUGGAAAUUAUUUUGGAGAGGAAGAAGAAGAUGAAUGUAAAGGGAGAGGAGCUUGAUGGUGAUCAAGAUCUCUUGUCACGUCUUAUUUCUUCAGGUCAUGAUGAGGAAGUAAUUAGGGACAUGAUGAUAAGUUUCAUUAUGGCAGGGAGGGACACAACAUCAUCAGCAAUGACAUGGUUCUUUUGGUUACUAUCACAUUAUCCUAAUAUUGAACACAAAAUAUUGAAAGAAGCAAAUUGUGACUCAUUAGAUUAUGAAUCAUUGAAGAAUAUGAAUUUCUUAAAAGCAUGUUUAUGUGAAUCAAUGAGAUUAUAUCCACCAGUGGCAUGGGAUUCAAAACAUGCCACGUGUGAUGAUGUAUUGCCAGAUGGCACUCCGGUAAAAAGUGGAGAUAGAGUAACUUACUUUCCUUAUGGAAUGGGAAGAAUGGAAAAUAUAUGGGGAAAAGAUUGGUUUGAAUUUAAACCGAACCGAUGGCUCGUUGAAACGGUUGAACCAGUUAAACCGAUUGAACCAGAAAGCAACCAAAUAGGAACAAUAUUGAAGGAAAUUUGUCCUUUUAAGUUUCCUGUUUUUCAGGCUGGUCCAAGGGUAUGCCUUGGAAAAGAAAUGGCUUUUAUACAAAUGAAAUAUGUAGUGGCUACUAUACUUAGGAGAUUUAAUAUUAAAGUAGUUGGUCCUAAGAAGCCUAUAUUUGUGCCACUUCUUACGGCUCACAUGGCCGGUGGAUUAAAAGUAUUGAUUUCUAAGAGAGUGUGAAACUUUAUUAACCCAUUUUGAUUAACAAAUAUUCUUUAUAUUA